ACCAACAAAAUUCAUUCUCCUCUUUUUCUUUCCUUUCUCUCUCUAGACUCUUGUCUGAAAUAUCGCACUUUGUCGUCAACCAUUUCCCCUCUCUUUUCAUUUCACUCUUCACCCCCUUUUUAAAACCCUUCAUUUGCUUAAAAACCCUCUAUUAAAUUCCACCAUUACAUUACAACUCUCGCUUUCUCACUCCCUUCCCCUUCACUCUUCCUUCCAGUACCUGCAUUAUCGAUUCUCUUUCAUCUUUCGAUGUACCCGAUUUCUAGGGUUUUCCGCAUUAUCUGAAUAAUCAAUACCUAAAACCUACGGUUUUUUGUUUUUAAUUUUCGAUUUUUGUUUUGUAAUGGAGGCUGCGACCGCUGCUGCACGUGGCGUCUCGCUGUCUCAAUCGUCGUCUCGUAAACAAUGGCGUGCUGUUUCUGAACACUCCGUUCGUAACUCCGCUACUGAGGAUUUAGAAAGGUCGAAAUUAGGGCAAUCUGAUGAAAGGACUAUAUAUGAGGUACAACAGGGACAAGAGCCAAUAGAUGUGGUAGACUUUUGCGCGGUACAAAUGGAUGGGAUUAUGGGUAUGGAGGAAGGGAUUUUGCAGCAAAGAAUUCAGAGUUUGGCUAGGCAAAGAGAAGAGAUGCAACAAAUGGAGAUUGAGCUUAGAGCUCAGAUGAUUGCGAAAUCUGAGAUUUCGGAAAUGCAGAAUAGCUUUGAUGCGCGGAUUAAAGAGCAAUCCAACAUGGUUUCUAGGCUUCAGGAGCAACUUCAUGAAAGGGAUCAAGCAAUGCAUGAGCUUGAGAGGAAAAUGGAGGAUAAAGAAAGAGAAUUGCAUGCUGUGAGAUUGGAUAAUGAAGCGGCUUGGGCCAAGGAAGAUCUUUUGAGGGAGCAAAACAAAGAAUUAGCAAGCUUCCGGAGAGAGCGUGAUGGGAUUGAAACUGAGAGAGCUCAUCAUAGAAAACAGGUACAUGACCUUCAAGAACAUAUUCAAGAUAAAGAGAGACAGUUGCUAGAGUUGCAGGAGCAGCAUAGGGUUGUUCAAGAGACUCUUCUCUACAAGGAUGAACAGAUACGGGAGGCACAAAAUUGGAUGGCAAGAAUGCAGGAAAAUGUCUUGCAAUCAACUACCCUGCAAGCUGAGCUUCGUGAGCGGACAGAUCAGUAUACCCAGCUCUGGCUUGGUUGUCAAAGACAGUUUGCAGAGAUGGAGAGGCUCCACAUGACAGUUCAUCAGCUUCAGAUAGAGCUGGCUGGGAAGAGUGGAAACUAUAGUGCUGAAUCACAAAAUAAUCCAAAUGAUAGUUCUGCAAUUGGCCCAAACAGUGGAAGUCUUGUUGAGGGUAAUGGGGUUACACCGAAUACCUCGGGAAGUCUUUCUAAUGGGAAUACAGAACAAUCUCUAUCAUUUGCUUCUGGAAGCGGGUCUACGCAGACCAACCAUGCUCCUACCCAUCCUCUUGCUGCAUCCAUUUUGGGGAUGCCUUACCUUCCACCUGGACAGAUAACUGCAAUGCAUCCAUAUGUCUUGCAUCAAGAAGGAGCUAACCACUCUGUAGCUGCACAAGUGCCUCAGUCUCAUGUUGGCAAUUUACAAUCAGUUUCAGCAUUGGCAUCCCUCCACCAGUGGCAGAACCAACAGGCUGUAUCAGAAGGUGCUCCUAUGCCUUCUCAGAGUCAAUUUUCUUUGUCCCAAACUGAAGAAAACCUUUCAAGGUCAGAUCCAAAUUAUAGUUAUGAGUUCUCUGUCAAUGGACAAAGUCUGCAUCCAGAUUACCUAAAUACGCAUAAUAGCCAGGGAUUUGAUCCUAAAUGCCAAAUGUCAUCUAAUGGGGCUGCACAGACCCUCGAGUCUGUGGAGGAGAGCUAUUAUGUUGGUCCUGAUUCUCAACACAGCUUACAGCAGAUUUCAUCACAGUUCCAAGAGGCGUUGCGUUUGGAACCUCUCAAUCAAAAAAGUGAAAUCACGGCUGAUGAAAGCGAAGUGAGCAACAUUUCCAACAAUGAGCAUGAAAAUCAAGAUGCAGCGACAGAUCUUCUUAGUUCCAUUGCUGGGCCAUCACCACCUGAUACAUCUGGUAACUCGAUACAAUUUGCUGAUGGUUCUGUGAAUGAUGCUAGUGAUGCUGUUUUGUCUGAAGCAUUUGUCUCAAAUGAGCCGGCGAAUAGUUUACCAACUGGCAACAUAUCAGAAUCUGCCCUACUUGAUGAAAGAGCUUUGUUGGCUUGCAUAGUCCGAACUAUCCCUGCAGGUGGAAAAAUUCGUAUUAGUUCAACGCUGCCAAAUAGGCUGGGGAAGAUGCUUGCACCUCUUCACUGGCAUGAUUACAAAAGGAAGUAUGGGAAACUUGAUGAGUUUGUGAACAGCCAUCCUGAACUUUUCUUAAUUGAGGGAGAUUACAUUCAACUUCGAGAAGGUGCACAAGGAAUUAUUGCUGCUACAGCAGCAAUGGCUAAAGUUGCAGCAGCUGCAGCAGCAUCAUCUCCUUAUUCAUCUUUCUUUCCUCCUGUGGCUGUUACACCAAUGGCUCAUGCUGGCCGAGUUAAGAAGUUGUCAACUGUGGAACAUAGGCCUAUGAGAAAUUCUGCUGACAAUACACUAUCAUCAGCUAUGCAGAGCCAUCAUUCUAAUGGUUCUGGUUAUGUUUCUGGAAACCUUGCUAAUGUGAAAAUUUUGAGCAAGUCAAAGGAUCCUUUGGAUCACAAUGGCUCUGAGCUCAGGUCUGGCCAAUCCAUGCUACUUUCUACUGAUAGUAGUGUGCAUUCUGAUAGAUCUAUUCUGGGCAAUCCACAAAACCAGGUUCCAAUUCAUGCGCGGGGUAGUGCUAAUUAUAUUUCAAAACAGCAGGGCAGGACUUCUGGUGCUGCGUUGGCUUCAAGAAGAUAGAUAUGCUUUCGGAAGGGUGAUGCAUUUGCAAAAACAUUACAAAUGAAGCUCUUGAAGAUGUUGAACUGGUUGGAGGGGCUUCGUCAAUGAUUUAGGAGCUCUAUUAAUCUUUUGGUUUAACUAAUUCCUUUUGGAAUUUCCAAUUGAUUUGUGUGUCGCCCCUUGUUGAAAUUGAACAAUUUAUAGCAUGUUUUUAUCGAAUCAAAAAAGACCGAACUUUAAGAUUUUGCUUGGUAUUUUUCUUGUCGUAGAUUAUCCUCCAA
This is a messenger RNA of Amaranthus tricolor (Joseph's coat), 3135 nucleotides long. RefSeq lists its product as uncharacterized. The coding region runs from base 344 to 2872 and encodes 842 amino acids. NCBI's taxonomy places the organism in Eukaryota, Viridiplantae, Streptophyta, Magnoliopsida, Caryophyllales, Amaranthaceae. The record is from RefSeq and is a predicted model, not a curated record. The transcript is spliced from 16 exons.